CUGAAUCUGAGCAGAUUGUUCCUCCCCAACAGUCAGAUCCUCCAGACACAUCGCACUACAAUCCUCAUCCGCCGUUUCCAGUUCUCAUUCCAGGACGAAUGGGUGAAGCUGGUGAACCUGGAAACCCAGGCAGAUCAGGAGAUAGAGGUCCCCCAGGACACCCAGGGUUGCCAGGAAAUCCAGGUGAUCCUGGCCCUCCAGGACCACCAGGAGAAGUGUCAUCUUGGUUUGAUCAACUUGCACUACACCAGAGUUUCAGUGGAGAUAAAGGACCUCAUCCUGAAGCUUUCAGUUAUCUACAAGCACAUGUGGGACCUGUUGGACCUCGUGGAUCCACUGGACCACCUGGACCUCCAGGACCUCAAGGAUUUCAGGGGAUACGUGGAGAGCCUGGAGUACCAGGAGCUCCGGGGCCACGUGGUCAGCCAGGAGAGAGAGGAUUGCCUGGUCUACCUGGAAAGGAUGGAAAAACAGGUGCUAAUGGAAUGACGGGCCCUCCAGGUCCACCAGGGCCACAUGGUGUACGAGGAACACCAGGAUUGCCUGGACUAGCCGGUAUUAAAGGGCAUCAGGGAUAUCCAGGUGCAGAUGGAGCUAAAGGUGAACGGGGCCAAGUAGGAAAGAAGGGUGCUAUGGGACUGCAGGGUAAAAUGGGUAUUCCGGGUCCAUUGGGUCCUCCUGGACUUCGAGGAGAGCAUGGAAAAGAAGGACCUUCUGGACCUCCUGGUUUGAGGGGAGUAGAUGGUUUACCAGGUCCUCCUGGGUCUCCUGGACCAACUGGCAAUCCAGGUCCACCAGGUAUUCCAGGGUCACCAGGUUCAAAGGGAGAUACAGGUCAUCCAGGACCCAAAGGCAUGCAUGGUUUACAGGGCCCAAGAGGAGAGCCAGGUAGACCAGGUAUUGCAGGGGAAGAUGGACUAGUGGGUCCACCAGGAAAAGAUGGACAAUCUGGAGAAAUAGGAUUACCAGGUGACAGAGGUCCUGCUGGAAUACAAGGGUUUCCUGGGGCUAGAGGUCCUCCUGGACUCACUGGUAGUCCAGGACCUGUUGGACCUAAAGGAGCACCAGGAAUUCCAGGAAUAAGAGGUCCUAAAGGGGAUGCUGGUAGAAAAGGAGAGUCGGGAGUACCUGGACCACGAGGUAUAUCAGGAACACCAGGGGACUCAGGAAAAAUGGGAGCAAGAGGAGUACCUGGAUCACCAGGUGAUGUUGGACCACCAGGAGAAAGGGGGUCUUUGGGUCCACGAGGAUUACCUGGUCCAAGUGGUCCUAUGGGAUUAAAAGGAUCUCAAGGAGAUCGUGGUGCUGUUGGACCCCAAGGUACCAAAGGUUCACAGGGAGAUACUGGAAAACCAGGUACAUCUGGUCCUCAAGGACUUCAGGGUCUACGAGGUCGACAAGGUAUCCCAGGAAAAGAUGGCAAUCCAGGAAUUAAGGGAGAACCUGGGAUUAAUGGAAAACCUGGUGAUCAAGGACCACAAGGUCUUCAAGGUGUUUCAGGUAUUGCAGGAAAAAGGGGUCUUCCUGGAGAACCGGGUCUGCCUGGUCUAGAUGGGCUAGUAGGCCUUAAAGGAGAACGAGGUGCAGUUGGUGAUCCUGGAAGACAAGGGUUUACAGGAUCUCCUGGUCAGCCUGGAGCCCCAGGGAAACCUGGUGAGAGGGGUCCACCAGGAUCUCAGGGUGCACGAGGUUUUCAGGGACUACCAGGAAUAACAGGAAACCCAGGGGAAGCUGGUAAGGAUGGUAAACCAGGAAUACCUGGAUCUCCUGGAUUGCAAGGCCCACAGGGUGAUAGGGGUGAAAGAGGAUUUCAUGGUGAGAGAGGACUACCAGGUUUAACUGGAGCCCCAGGCUUGAGAGGUGAAAGAGGACCUACUGGAAUUCGAGGAUCAAGGGGAUUGACUGGGGCUAAAGGAGCUAAGGGUCACUCAGGACCUUCAGGUUUAGUGGGACUACCAGGUAGAACAGGACAAGUAGGACAACCAGGACCAAAAGGAACUAGAGGUGAACAAGGACCUCCUGGUCCUGAAGGUGCCAUAGGACGACCAGGAGAACAAGGUCCUGAAGGUCAAAUUGGACGUCUUGGACCUCCUGGGGAACCUGGGGAAAAAGGUCCAGUUGGAAAAUCUGGACCUGAAGGUAAACGUGGAGCCAUUGGGAUAAAAGGUGAUAGAGGUCUUCAAGGACGUUCUGGACCACAAGGCUUUCCUGGUCCAGUGGGUGUUCCAGGUGCUAGGGGAAGGAAGGGUGAAGUAGGAAGUCCAGGACUGAAGGGUGAGCAUGGAAAUACAGGACUGCCUGGUCCAACUGGAGAAAGAGGUCCUCAGGGAAAUAUUGGUGUUCCUGGACUUAAAGGAUCCAGAGGAGAAGCAGGAAAAAAGGGAGAUAUGGGUCUUCCUGGUAUACCUGGCCAUCAGGGAAACCUUGGACCUGAAGGCAAACCAGGCAUUCCUGGGUCUCCUGGAAUACCAGGCCUAGCAGGCAUUAAGGGAGCACAAGGAGAUGUAGGUAGAACUGGAGCUCCUGGUUCACCAGGUGAACCAGGUCUUCCAGGAUUUCCAGGACUUAAAGGCGAAGUUGGAUCAAGAGGACCACUGGGACCUAUAGGACCUCCAGGUCCCCUGGGUCCUGUAGGAGAAAGAGGACUUCCUGGACUGCCAGGUUUACGAGGAUCUCGAGGUAUUCCAGGUAAAACAGGCCCACAGGGAGAAAGAGGUGAAAAGGGGAUUCCUGGAUCUGAUGGACCUCCUGGACUUCAAGGAUUAAGAGGAAAACCUGGGCUUCCAGGAGUGCCAGGAGAACCUGGUGUGGAAGGUCGAGUAGGAAUAGAAGGACCACCAGGAAUUACAGGCCAACAAGGAAACAGAGGUCCCAGAGGAGAACCUGGUCCAUCUGGUCGCACAGGACCUCAGGGACAGCAGGGACCUCCUGGACCAACAGGACCAAUUGGUCCACAAGGAAAGCAUGGAGAACGAGGUGAGCAGGGUCCACCUGGAGAGGUUGGUCUUCAAGGAGCGCGUGGACCAACUGGACCUCUGGGUAACCCAGGAGUGAAAGGAGAUCGUGGAGCAUUUGGUGAAAAGGGUGAAAAAGGACACAGAGGCCUAAUGGGUUUACAAGGAUUAACUGGACCAGUGGGCCCACAAGGGGAGAGGGGAAUGACAGGGGAAGCAGGCCCUCCUGGUGUGGAAGGACCUCCAGGUCCUCAUGGCCCUCAAGGCACAGAUGGUCAACCAGGACUUCCAGGCUCAUUGGGGCCAUCUGGUCCAAGAGGUUCGUCAGGAGAACCUGGUCGUGAUGGUCCACAAGGUCAACGUGGACUCCCAGGUCCUCCAGGGCCACCCGGUGAUCCCUUUGGUUAUGAUGCAAAUUCUCUUGCUGCUCUUCUUAGUCAAGGACGGUUUAAAGGACCAGAUCCAUUCUUGGGAGAUGAUUCAAACAAACUUUUUUCAGAAGAUACCCGUAGAAGAAAAAAAAAACUGGUGUUUGAAUAUUAUGACAAAAUAGUUAAAGAAUAUAAGAACCAUCGACAACCAACUGGUAAAAAAGAUGCUCCAGCUAAAACAUGCAAAGACUUGGCUGCUGUUAGAGACAAUCUUCCAAGUGGGAACUACUGGAUUGAUCCGAAUGAAGGUGACAUUAAAGACUCCAUUUUAGUCUAUUGUGAUAUGGAAACAAAAGCUACGUGUGUUUAUCCCAAACCUGAAAUGAUUCCUAAAGACAAUUAUUAUGGGAAAAGUUCAGGCUACACUUGGUUUAGUGAAAUGGACAAAGGGUUUACCUUUACCUACAAAAUUGACCGGAGACAGCUUGGAUUUCUACAACUGUACAGUGAGGGAGCUGUGCAAAAUAUUACCUACCACUGUCAAAAAUCUGUUGCCUACAAAUAUGCUAAGCUAAACAGCUUGAAAUUAGCUGUAAAGUUAAUGUCCUACAAUGACCUGGAACUCACUGCCACUGGUAACCCUAUGUUUACAUACAAGGCUCUGAAAGAUGGCUGCCAGUUCAGGACAAAAGAGUGGUCUGAGACUAUAUUAGAGUAUCGUACCAAGAAGCCACAGAGGUUACCCAUUGUAGAUAUUGCUCUUCGUGAUAUUAGGUCAAGAAACCAGCAAUUUGCCCUAAAUCUAGGACCCGUUUGCUUUUUUUAAACAUGUUUUUUAGCUGUUUUGUAUUGGGAAGAAAACAUUUAUAGGCAUUACAUAAUAAAUGCAUGUUUAUAAUAUAUAAUUAUUUCACAAUUUUAUUUUUGAUAAACAUGUGAAUAUCUGGUUACUGACUGUGUCACCACAAAUGACCACUGCCAUUAGUGAUUGUGUAUGUGAUUUUUAUCCAGUAAUAAAAUCAUUUCUAGCUUUUA
Limulus polyphemus (Atlantic horseshoe crab) is the source of this 4360-nucleotide messenger RNA. Its product is annotated as collagen alpha-1(I) chain-like. The record is from RefSeq and is a predicted model, not a curated record. NCBI's taxonomy places the organism in Eukaryota, Metazoa, Arthropoda, Merostomata, Xiphosura, Limulidae. Gene Ontology annotation, molecular function: extracellular matrix structural constituent.